AUGUCAAAGGCAUUUGGAAAACUGGUUGGGAACCCCAAAAACCCACUCCCAGUCAACCCGACUACGCAAAAGGCGGAGCGUCUCAAUUUGCUCAAAUUCGCUCGCCCUUACAUGCGAGCAUUUCACUUUGCGUGGCUUGGAUUUCUUACCGCGUUCGCUGGGUGGUUUGCUAUCUCUCCUUUAGCUCCAACAAUUAAAAAGGACUUGAAUUUAGACAAUUUCAAAUUUAAUGAUACAAACAUUAUUGCAGUCGCCUCGACUAUUAUGUUCCGUAUGCUUGCUGGUCCAUUAUGCGACAAUAUUGGUCCUAAAAAGGUUAUGGCUACGUUACUUCUGUUGGGUUCCAUUCCACUCGGAUUAUCCGGUUUGGCACACUCUCGGGAAGGAUUGAUGGUUGCAAGGUUUUUCAUUGGUAUUCUUGGAGCGGUAUUUGUUCCAUGCCAGUUCUGGACAAUGCAGAUGUUCGACUCUAACGUUGUCGGUAGUGCUAACGCAAUUGCUGGAGGAUGGGGAAACAUGGGAGCUGGUAUUUCCUACCUUAUCAUGCCCGUAAUCAUGUCAGGGAUUACUGAUCGAGGAGUGUCCCCGCAUGACGCUUGGAGACUGACGCUAGUAGUACCAGCAGGUAUGGCGAUUGUCGUCGGCAUAGCUAUUCUGUUGUUUACAGAUGAUUGUCCACAAGGAAAAUGGAAAAAUAGGGGGAAACUCGUAGAAGAAGAGAAGAUUGUUGACGUACACAACGCUGGAGAUGUUAAUAAGGAAAAGAAGUCAGUUGCGAUUGAACCGGCAAACGAAAGUACCACCACUGCCUCUCAACCUAUUUCUAAAACUAAGGCUUUUCUCACUGCCGCAUCUGAUUUCAAUGUGUGGGUUUUAAUAGUUAUGUAUGCCUGUACAUUCGGCGUAGAAAUAGCGGUAGACAACGUUCUUGCAGAUUUUCUUUUCAACCACUUCCACUUGACCCAAAAGACAGCGGGUUUGAUCGGAUCUCUGUUUGGAAUGAUGAAUUUAUUCUCACGCGCUACGGGAGGUUUUCUAUCUGACUUUGCAAGUUCUCGUGCUGGAAUUCGUGGAAGAUUAUUUGUGCAACUUUUUAUUAUAUUCCUUGGAGGAUUAUUCCUAUUUCUUUUCCGAUUUGCUGUUAGUACUUUGUCUGGAGCUAUUGUCGUGUUGGUUAUUUUCAGCUACUUUAUUCAG
Paraglomus occultum is the source of this 1197-nucleotide messenger RNA. The record is from the annotation of a GenBank genome assembly. Lineage: Eukaryota; Fungi; Glomeromycota; Glomeromycetes; Paraglomerales; Paraglomeraceae.